Pieris macdunnoughi is the source of this 2553-nucleotide messenger RNA. NCBI's taxonomy places the organism in Eukaryota, Metazoa, Arthropoda, Insecta, Lepidoptera, Pieridae. The record is from the annotation of a GenBank genome assembly.
AUGAUACGGCGUCCAAAACCUGGUGAAAAUGAAGAGGAUAUACUUCGCAUGCAAGCAGACUUCCUAAAAGAAAAGUCAAAAAAUGAAAAUAUGCAACCGUCGGCACAAGUUGUUAAUAUAUGUCGUACACAGCAUCAGACAACAAAAAGAACAAAUACUUCAUGUACGACUAUUAGAAAACCUUCAAAAUAUGCACAAUCGAAGGGGCUUACAAAUUACUCCGAAAAGCGGCCUCGUUUUGAGGAAAAUAAACCUAGUCUAGUUGGAGAUAUUUUAGAAAAGAAUAACGACAUAACUCAUAGCAAAGCUUCUCUAUUUGACGAUGAUAACGUUUAUUUUCCAAAAAUAUUACCAUUAGUUUUGGGUAAUAUUAUAGAAAAAAAUACUGAAGCAACCAUUGACUUGGAAUACAAAGUUUUUCCGGCACAAGGUUUUCCUAAUGUGGUCUCACAGAACCCGAGUCUAAGUACGAAAAAAACAAAGCAACAAGGUGAUCAAGUGAAAAAACAAACCAAUAGUCAUGAAAUGUUAUUAGAUGAUUCGUCUAUAAUUAUUGAAAGUAAUCAGCAUCUUAAUCUCCCAAAAAAAAGUUAUAUACUAACUAACAAGGCAGCAGAUGAACUUCACAUUGAAAAUGUAAAAGUUUUAAGUGGAAUGUCAGAAAAUGAAAUAUUAGAAGAAAGAAAAAAAUUACUUCAAAGCUUAAACCCUAAUUUGGUAGAUUUUAUCAAGUCUAAAAGAAAUCAACAAGAAAGGCAAUGUAUAGAAAAAGAAGAUGAAGCUAUGGAUAUAACUGAAAAUAAAAAAAGUAAUAGAGUUACAAUAAAAACUGAUGCUACGCCGGAAGAAGAUAGUAUAGAUUAUGGUAGCUUAUGGGAGAAUGAUGUUCUUUCUCAUCCAAAUAUUGACAAAUGGCUUCACUUUGAUAGCUUAGAGGUAGAUAAGUUAGAAUGGAUAAAAGGUAUUUAUGAUUGUAAGAUUAAGUCUAAUGAGCCAUAUGAGGCAAGGUUUGAUUUUAAUGGCUACCUUUUACCGUACACAAUGGAAUAUACUGAAAAGACUAAGAUCUUAUUUCAUCAUGGAGAAGAGUCUCAUAGGCCAGGGUAUUCAUUAACAGAGCUUAUUGAACUAUCAAGAUCAGGUGUUCCACAACAACGGGUAAUGUCAUUGAAUUGUUUGGCUGGUAUCUUAGAAUACUAUAAUGCGGGGACAUAUAAAAAUAUUAUAGAAAUUCCUUUAAGUAAGCUGUUCUUCAUUAUACGUAUAUCUAUGGAUGAAAAUAAACUUAUAAUUUUGGAACCAGCUUUAAAAGCUAUGAGAAAUUUACUAUAUAACAGAAUAGACGAAGCUUCCCUAGAUGCUAUAAUUGGCUUGAAAGAAGGAGCAAUUCAGCCAUGUUUAGAGAAUGAUAAGUCUGAGAUUGAAGAAAUUGAACUAAAAGAAUCGGAAAUAAAAGAUUUUCAUUUGGCUGAAAUUGACCUAAUUGCUGCUUUGAUAAGAACAGAUAUUCUACAAAGAUUGUUCUACAUUCUGGAUAAAAUAAAGCCUACUUUUAAUUGUGUACAGUAUUCUUUGCAAAUAUUAACUCGGUUAGCAAGAGAUUCGUUGGAAACUGCAAGUAAAAUAGUUCAGACUGAACAUUUGAUGAAUGCAGUGAUUAAUCACUUUGUACCAAUCUGCAGUGUCAAUUUUAUGUUUAAUCUAACCAUUGUAUAUAACAAACCAAUUUUAGCGGCUUUAAAGUUUUUACGUGUUUUAACAUUGACAUCUAAAGAAAUUGGUGAACAAUUAAUUAAAAAUUACAAUAUAUUGAAACCUAUAUCCAAGUAUAUCACCUCGGGAGUAGAUGGGACUUACGGAUUGAAGUUGCAGAUAGAAUCAUAUUAUAUAUUAUCUAAUUUACUGCAAUUUAAAUUGGGAAUAGAGCAUGCUAAGACACUGUGUCCAGUAGUGAUAACAACACUAUUUAAACAUGUACAAGGAACAAGCAUAUUCAUAAACUCAUCAGUUUUAUCUGCAACUCAUUGUGCAGUAGUUCUGCAAUUCAUUGGUGGUUUAAUUAACUGUGAAAUUAAUAUGGAUUUUAAAGCACAGAUUUAUCCAUUACUCAAAGAUGGAAUGCAGAAAUGGUUACUGCAUUUGACGCAACUUGAUGCAUAUACUUGUGGUCAUUUAAAAUUGGUGUGUUCCAUUUUAAAUUGUUUUGAAAAUGUUUUAAUAACUGACAACAUUGCUACUGAAAUGUUAAAUGAAGUUCUUCUUAAAUUAAGUAAAUCUCAAGGAUAUCAAAAGCUAACAAACAAUUUGAUACCUAGUUCAAAUUUAUUAUCAGGCAUAGAAGAUACAAAACUACAUUUCACAGAAAAUUUAGUUUCAUUGGGAACAUUAGUUAUUGAUUCAGAAAAAAAAAUUCUUCCCACAUUAAAUUCUGUUUCACCUUUUCCAGUUUUAGGAUCACUAUUUAAACUAUUGUAUGUUUUAAAUAAUAGGACUGUAUCACAAUCAUUUUUGGAGCGAAAGCUUUCCAUACUUACAACAAGUAACAAGUGCUAA